AUGAAGGAGGCCGAGGAGACAGGCCAGGACAGUGCCAAUGUGCGGGCGCGCUUUCAACAGUUCCGCGAGGAGACGGGGCGGCUGCCCGAGGCGGGUGCUGAGGAAACGGGCGGAGAUGUGUCAUCGGCGGCGGAGGAGGCGAAGGCGCGCGCCAAGAAGGGCAAGAAGAAGAAGAAGAAGAGCAAGGGUGUCGUCGGCAGCAGCGAUGCGGAGCCAUCACAGGAGCCCCACGCGCUGGCAGAUGAGGCGGGGGAGGCAGAGAUGGAGGCCCCGGCGGUGGAACCGCUGCAGCACGCGGCGGCCGCCCUCACGGAGCUGGUAGACGAGGCUGCUCCGCCAUCCACUCGACCCUCGGACAUCCCCGAGGCUUUCCUCUGCCCGAUCACCUUCGCGCUGAUGGACGAUCCGGUCGUGAUGAUGGACGGGAUGACGUACGAGCGCCGCGCCAUCGAGAGGUGGUUGAGCAAAGGCCACACGACCUCGCCGCUCACUGGUGCGGAGCUCCAGUCGACCGUGCUCAUCCCAAACAACCUCGUGCGCAGCCAGAUCCGGGAGUAUCGGGCGCAGCAAUAA
This is a messenger RNA of Emiliania huxleyi CCMP1516, 573 nucleotides long. RefSeq lists its product as hypothetical. NCBI's taxonomy places the organism in Eukaryota, Haptophyta, Isochrysidales, Noelaerhabdaceae. Gene Ontology annotation, biological process: protein ubiquitination. The record is from RefSeq and is a predicted model, not a curated record. Bases 1 to 573 code for a protein of 190 amino acids. Gene Ontology annotation, molecular function: ubiquitin-protein transferase activity. The transcript has 2 exons.